AUGCUGAAAAAGUUUAUACAAGUAGAAAUAAAACUUCCAACCAAUGAUGUAAAAUGUACUUGUGAACACUUCAACCUCUUUGGGACUUUGUGCAAACAUGCAUUCAACAUACUCAUGAAACAUGGAAUUAAGGAGAUACAUGAACAGUACAUUGAGAAUCGUUGGAGAAAGGAUGUGAUAUCAAGGCAUUAUAAUUUUGGUAGACAUGUAUAUGAUAUAGGAGACAGUGAAAUUAACAAAUCUGUCAAUCAAGCAUACUACAACUUUGAAGCAUGUUUGGAAUACGUAAGAAAAAAUAAAGAAAAAAUGGAUUUGUUUGUUAAGAAAACAGAAAGCAUGAUGAAGGAAUAUAAAAACGAUCCUACAAAUGAAUUGCAGAAGAAGAAUAGGACAGAUGUUGAAGAGGUAGGAAAGCUCAUGGGCAUAACUAUUCCAAAAGACAUUGACAUCAAUGUUCCAAAUGUUCAAAGCAAUAAAGGAUGCGGAAAGAAAAGUAGAAUUCAAAGUGUAGCAGAAAUAGCGUAUAAAAAUUCAAACAAGCAAACUAGAAGAUGCUCAGGAUGUGGAGAAAGGGCUCCUCAUAACUUGCAUACAUGCCCAAUCAAACUUGCAGCCGAACAAUCAUCAAAAGAUACAUAG
This is a messenger RNA of Lactuca sativa (garden lettuce), 639 nucleotides long. RefSeq lists its product as uncharacterized. Gene Ontology annotation, molecular function: zinc ion binding. Lineage: Eukaryota; Viridiplantae; Streptophyta; Magnoliopsida; Asterales; Asteraceae. The record is from RefSeq and is a predicted model, not a curated record.